AUGAGUAAUGCGGAUAGGAAAUAUAUUGUACCAGCGAUUGAUUUAAAUAAAAUUAGUAAUGAAGAACAAUUAUUACCUGUGAUUAAAGCAAUACUAUUAAAUCAUGAUACUUUUUUAUUGAAAAAUUAUGCAAAUAAAGAAUCCUUAGAUAAUUUACUAUUUGAUCUUAAAGAUUGUCCACCAGAUUUAAAUCAAGGAUUUGAUGCAAAUUUUACAGGUACUUUACCAUUAGAUCAAGAAAAUAAUAUUUAUUUAGAACAAUAUAUUUCUAAUCCAGGGAAUGCAUUACAAUUCGAUAGACCGUGUAAUAAUGUAUGUUUAUCUAAAUUACAAUCAAGGCUUAAUAAAGUUGCUCAUUAUUUCGCAACUUUGUCGAUUAAAGCCAUAAAUCAAAUAGAACCUAACCUUUUAAAAACUUUAACAGAGAAUGAAGCUUUAAAAUUAACACGUUACUAUAAUGGAACUGCCAAUAACAAUAACAAUACUGGAUUACUAUCUGAUCCGCUGGCGGAUGUAUUGGGAUUAACUGCAAGUUUCAGCAAUAAUAACGAUGGAAAUGAAAAUAAUGAAGUAAUUAGUGGUCACUAUACAAAACAUGAUUGUGCUGGUUUAUUGUCUGUUUUCCCAACAACAAAUGGUAUUCGCUAUAAACCAACAUCUGUUGCAUCUGACGAUAAUAUAUGGGUUCCAAUUCAAAAUGAUCCUACAGCUUUAGUGAUUCAUGUAGGAAAAUUAUUAUCAAUUGUCUCAGAUGGGUUAUUUACAAGUUCACCUUUACAAGUCGACACUGCAGCUAAUAUAGUAGAAUUGACAAUCUUCCCAAAUUUAACUACUUCAUUUGAAGAUAAUGGUAACAUAACGAUGGCUUCUACAUUAUUAGAACAACAGAUUAAAGAAUUUCCAUUGGUUGCACAGAAAUUUUAUUAUAAACAAUGGUCAAAACAACAAUUAUUAGAGAAAAUUAAUUUCUAUAAGAAAUUAUUUACGACAAGUGAAACCGUUCUAUCCUUAUAUGCAAUGUCUAGAGGUUCUACUGUAGCACCUAGAUUAGAUAAUUUAUUACCACAAAUGACUAAUUUAUUGAAACGUAAAAUUUCAGAACAAGAUUUCUUAAAGAUGAUUACAUUAUGGCCGCAAGUCUAUAUUUUAGGUUCAGAUUCAAACCAUGAAUUGACUGUUCAAUUACCUAGAAGAGAUAUACUUGCAUCAUUGACUAAUAAUUCAAGAAAAUUGGAUUUUAUACAAUUUGCGGAAGAAUGGUACAUGAAUCAAAGUCAAUUGGAGAGCAUUCCUUUGGAUGUACCUAUCUUUAAAAUUAACAAGAGACGUGGUAGUGAUAAUUACGAAUUACAUGGUGAUUUACAUAAAAAGGAUAAUCACCGUGUUGAUAAUGACAAUUACUCAAGUAUGUCUCGUUCAAGAAAUUAUUUAUCUAACAAUCGGGAUCCAUCUAAUCUAUUAACAAAGGAUAAGUCUAGAAAUAAUUCACAAUCUGAUUUGUUGAAAAGACUACAAGAGAAAGAAAGAAGGUCUGCAACAUUAUUACAAGAGAGACAACAAAAAUAUCAACAAUUCUUAACCAUUAAAAUGAAACAAGUUUUUAAUAUUAUCUUUUCUUUACAACCAAAUGUUCCAUAUACGAUGACGCACUUAAAGGCAAUUAUUGUGGAUUCUUUACAAGAUAGUAAUAAUCCUAUAGGACCAGAAGAAGCGGAAGAGGUCCUAUUGAGAUUACAUAGUUUACUCAUUGAUAAUAUAAGCGUCAAGACUGUAGAUGGCGGUUUGAAAGUCUUGAGAUGGAAUAAUCUCAACCAGGAGCAAUUCGACAUCGCAUUAGCAUCAUUUAACCCUAAUUCAAACUAG
Messenger RNA from Maudiozyma saulgeensis, 1863 nucleotides. The record is from the annotation of a GenBank genome assembly. Lineage: Eukaryota; Fungi; Ascomycota; Saccharomycetes; Saccharomycetales; Saccharomycetaceae.